Messenger RNA from Funneliformis mosseae, 3480 nucleotides. NCBI's taxonomy places the organism in Eukaryota, Fungi, Glomeromycota, Glomeromycetes, Glomerales, Glomeraceae. The record is from the annotation of a GenBank genome assembly.
AUGACAUAUAAUGAAAGCGAUCUAAAUAAAAUCCUCAAUAAAGAUAAUUCUCUUUUACAAGACGAUAAUGAAAUAAAUGAUUCUACCUUCUCAUCUUCAAUUGUUAAUGUAAAUUCUUCAACAAAUGAUACAAAUAAUAAUAAAUCAUUUAUAAUUGAAUCAACUUCUAUUUCUUCAGAGAGCUCAGAGGAUGAUGAAUUCGAAUCACCGUCAAGAGAAUCAUAUGAAAAUAGAUACUUCGAACUUUCAACAAAUAUUUUACUAGAUUUCCUGUCGACCUCUGAUCAACCUAAUGUGUCAUCUUUUGACGCCGUUUCACUCCUUAUUUACAAGGCUACAUGCCUAAUAGUCGUUCUUUGUUUAAUUUUUUCUAUAUGCGGCGCAUUUUACUUAAGGCUAGAAUUUGGCUUAGACCUCUGGUUUAUUAACCUUUCUUGGACAAAAUUAUAUUCCUCAUGCGCCUUGUUUUUGGGUUACUGUCUUUAUAGAUUAAAUUCAUCCUCGUUUAGGGAUACAUUUAAUGUCAUAAAGUUUGGGAUGUUUGUCAUCAUCACCAUUCAAUUAUUUAUGUUUCAACUUUCUAUACCUUUAAGUGAUGUCAGAGCCCAUCAAAGUCUCCAAUUAUUUGUUGUGGUUGGUCCUUUCGUCAUCAGUUUAUUUUUUUUAACGUUCGCCGGAAAAGUUUUUGACGCUCACCAAGAAGAUCAACGUGCUUCGUUAAGGGAGGAUCGCGAGAAUUCAAAAAAAUUGGCUUAUGAUCGUUUCAUUGAAACAAGGCAAUCUUAUCUUCAGACCAUCUCUGACCAAUUGCGUCAAACUACCGACAUGUCAAAGAAUAUUUUAAAACAAUUAUCUCCUCCUCAUUUUCUAUUCAAACCACAUGAACAAUUAUCGGCUUGUUCAAUUCCAAUUCCCACCGUUUCUAUAAGUGCCAUCUACAAUAUUUUAAGGGAUAUAGAUUAUAUAUCUACUCAUUUGGGAACCUUUUCAUUUUUAUUACAUUCAGGAAAUCUUGACCAAGAAACUUCUCACGUUAAACAAGAAUUUGAUAUUGGUGAGACCAUACAACACAUUGGUGAUGUCCUUGCUGGUGACAUGUGCAAAGCCAAGGUUGAACUGGUCAUUUAUCAUGUGGAUUAUGGUUUAAAUCAUUUGAACGUCAUCGGUGAUCGAGCUUCUUUUAGCCACGCUAUCUUGGAUUUAGGACUACAAAUCCGUUCUUCAGAUGAGUCAGAGGUAACUGAAAAAGAACGGUCGAUUAAUCCACAUGACAGAGUCACUUGUAUGAUCGAAAUCGUACAUAUUGCGGGGGUUAAUCUGUCAAAAAAGUCCAAUCACAACAAACCAGUUAUUCCUAAUGCAAAUUUGACUCAUAAACUUUUACGUUUUUUGGGUGCUGAUAUAAAAAUGGAGUCAGAAGAAAAUUCGCAACGACUCGAGAUCACAAUUGAGCUAGAGGCGGGAUCACCUCUUGCACCACCUAAUGUACCAAACGUUAAUGAAGAAAUACGUCGACGAUAUCCUCAUCUAAGAAUAACCGGAGAACCUUCUAUGGAAGAACUCAUCAAAACCUCACGAAAUAUGAGAGGUCAAAGGGUUGCUUUACAUGCUACAAGCAAAAGUUAUUUUGCUCAACGUAUUACGAGUUGUUUGACUACGUGGGGUACUGAUGUUUCGCAUGUACCUAUAGGCGGAGAAGAGGGUUUAGAAACACCUCAAUCGAUCACUCCUUUAGAUUCAGGGGCUGGUACUCCACAACCAUCGGAAGAUCAUCAAAAUCAUGAUGAUUUGCAACAAUCAUCAAGUGCAAAUUUACCACCUACCUUUAUAAUCAUUGAUGAUGAUAUCGAUACGCUAAAGAAACAACUUUAUCAGCUGCAGAAAGUUCCAUUCCCAUUAAAAGUUCGACAACGGCACGAGUCAACAUCAUCCUCAUCAUCACAAACUACAGCCGUAAUUCAUUUCACAUCACUCGCAAACUAUAAGUCGGUAAAGGAUGCUGUUCAAUAUAUUAAUUCAUCACCGCCAACAACUUGUUGCCUUAGUUUACCACAAGUUUUAGUCAUUCCGAAACCGGCCGGUCCGAGACGUUUUUUAACCGCGCUUCAUACGACCAUUAAUAAAAUCGUGGUUGAUCCGGUCUAUAUGCCUAUAGCCACGUCACCUAUGAGCCCGGGCAAACAAUAUUCAAAUUCAAUAAAUUUGGAUGAAGCCACUAACGCUGGUCAUGGUGUAACUGGAAUUACUAAUGGGAUUAUGGGUAAAAGUUCCGGCGUAAAACAACCCACAUCCCCCCCUCCUCCUUCUCCAUCAUCUACUUCAGUAAAAAAUCAAACCGGGCCCCGUCGUAAACAUCUUAAGUCUAGAAAGAAACAAAAUAAUGCCGAUACUGUAAUACCGCCAAUCAAUGUCUUGAUAGUUGAAGAUAAUCCCAUCAAUCAAACAAUUUUGUCAACGUUUAUGAGAAAGAAGAAGAUUCAGUAUGAAUGUGCAUCUAACGGGAAGGAAGCCGUAGAAAAAUGGCAAACCGGAGGAUUUCAUUUAGUUUUGAUGGAUAUUCAACUACCCGUAAUGGAUGGAAUUGAAGCAACUAAGACGAUAAGACGUUUAGAGAAAUCACAGAAAAUAGGAGUUUUCCCCUCAGCUCAAUCAUCAGCUUCUACAUCUGCUGCUUCUUCAGUUUCAUCCACACCUGCAACUACUCCCAUGCAACAACCCCUCCCUCCCACAGCCGACUUACCUGUUAUUAUCGUGGCACUCACCGCUUCCUCAUUGUCAAGCGACAGGCAGAAUGCAUUAGCAGCAGGUUGUAAUGAUUUUCUAACCAAACCAGUGAGCUUAGAAUGGUUGGAAAAAAAGAUUCGAGAAUGGGGUUGUAUGCAGGCAUUAAUUGAUUUUGAUGGUUGGAAGAAGAAAUGGAAGAGAAACGGAGAUGAACAAGGAAUUAAGGACAAAAAGACCGAAUCAGCAAGUGUUAUUGGGAAAAAGAAUAAUAACUCUGAUAACCCUAGAAAGGACGGUGAUAAUUUACCUAAAUAUUCAAAACAAAAACAAACACAGGAUGAUAAUAGUUCAACGAGAGAAAUUAACAAUACUGAUAAUAACAAGACCACUGCCUCGAAUGGAACAAUGUCAUUAAUUCAACCAAUAGUUAUCAAACCCAGUGUUCCCGUUAUGAAGAGUCAAUCUAAUACUAAAGAAUCCAUUAUUGAAUCUAAUGUAGAAUAUAAUAAAAGAAAUGUUAUUUGCACAAUUUCUACAGCAAACAACUUGAAAAAUAAUUUAAUUAACAACAAUUUAUUAACAUUAACGACCACUCCAAUCUCAUCUACGACCAAUCCCACAAAUGAAUCAUCCUCACAACCUUCAACACCAUUAUCAACAUCAUCCCCUCCAAAUAUAUUAAGGAAGAGGGGAAAUACUGUUUCUUCGGUAACUAGUGUAAAUAUGAGCGUCAGUAACCAAAGUGAUAAUAAAUAG